AUGGUCAGGGGGGCAUUGACAAACACAUUCGUCUUCAGACUGAAGCUGAGGAGACGAUUUUCAAUAUCAGGUAUCGAUGACGUUGAUGAGACCUCGGACGAAUCAGAUUUGAAAGAAGACUCAGACUCAGACCUGUCGGAGGAGCCUUUACCUGAAAUCAGGGGACUUCCGCAAUUUCCAUCAGUGUUGAGGUUGUGUGGUGAAGGAGGCGACGAGCGAGCGCAAAGACUCUACGACGAUGAUUUUCAAGCUUAUCACGAGACCGCCGGGAGGGAGACAGCAGAACUCAAGUUGCAGGUCUGA
Molecule: messenger RNA, 303 nt
Organism: Ascochyta rabiei
Lineage: Eukaryota; Fungi; Ascomycota; Dothideomycetes; Pleosporales; Didymellaceae
Exons: 1
Coding region: 1-303 (100 amino acids)
Source: RefSeq, a predicted model, not a curated record